Molecule: messenger RNA, 1386 nt
Organism: Pyrus x bretschneideri (Chinese white pear)
Lineage: Eukaryota; Viridiplantae; Streptophyta; Magnoliopsida; Rosales; Rosaceae
Product: UV-B-induced protein At3g17800, chloroplastic
Exons: 2
Coding region: 73-1209 (378 amino acids)
Source: RefSeq, a predicted model, not a curated record
AAAAAAAAAAAAAAAAGAAAUUCUGAACUUUCACUCCCACUCUCAAAAUAAUCCAAAAUCCAGCCUUUGUUGAUGGACCAUUGUCUCGCCCUCUCAUCCCUCAAGCUCCGCGUAACCCCGGCCUUCGCUCCUUCCCGCACCGCCGUCCAAUCGCGGACCACCAAUCGGUUCUUCAGGCCGUUGACCGUCGUCGCCGGAGCCGGGGCUAGCCACUGCGAGUUCAGCAGCCUCAACUCGCCGCUCGACCCGCGGACCAGACCCGGAAAGGACCUCUGCACCGUAUUGCAGAAUCAUCCGCAGCUGUUCCAUCUUGCGGUCGCUCAGGAGUUGAAGAAGUUGGCCGAUGAUCGGGAACUCGCUCUCUCGCGUGCGUCUCUCAGCGCCGCCUCUCAUGAGGCCUGCCUUCAUAGGAGGAUUGCACAACUGAAGGAGCAGGAGUGUGAGACUGUUGUCGAAGAUGUCAUGUACCUGUUAGUCUUUUACAAGUUUUCUGAGAUCAAAGUUCAUUUGGUUCCUAAGCUUUCUAGAUGCAUCUACAAUGGGAGAAUGGAGAUAUGGCCUUCAAAGGAUUGGGAGCUAGAGUCCCUUUACAGCAUGGACGUUUUGGAGAUGAUAAGGGAACAUGUAAGCACAGUCAUUGGCUUGAAGGCAAAUUCUAGCGUCACAGACAAUUGGGCAGUGACAACGAUCACACGUCAAACACUUGGUCAAGCAUAUGUGGCUUCCAUCUUAUACGGUUACUUUCUGAAAUCUGCCUCAUUGAGACACAGCCUGGACCACAUUCUAACUUUGGAAAGCCAAGACCUUCAUAUGAGUCACAGAACCUCCCUUCAGUUUCAGGAAAUGUGUCCUAAUGGAAACAAAAAUCUUCUCUUUGGCCGCAUUGGCAGCAUUCAAACGAAGUUUCAAGGGCCAAGUAGGCAGGAGAAGACAGAUGGAAAGUUGAGAUGUUAUGUGAUGGGGUUUGGUCCUGAUACAAUUCAGAGAUGCGCAAAACUGAGAUCCAAGGUGGCUGUGAAUUUAAUUAAGAAUCACUGUUGUGCACUCUUCGGCGAUGAUGGGAGCAUGGGUUUGCCUGAGACCGAUGAAGUUAUCUCAACUUCAUAUUCAAGUCUGAAGAGGCUAGUUUUGGAGGCUGUCGCCUUUGGUUCAUUCCUCUGGGACACUGAAGAAUGCAUUGAGACAAUAUAUGAGCUUAAGUCGAACUAAUUAGUAGAUAUGGUAGUUCUUUUUUCCCCCGAAUAUGGUUUGGGUUAAUUAUCUUUGUAAAUAGCAAGGAUUUCGUACUCUGCAUUUUGGCUCUGCCAUGGAGGCGCUGGGUGGUUUUCCAUUGUAUAGUGUACAUGAUGACUAUAAAUAAAGUAUAGUUUUUAUCCUUUGCCAAUA